Molecule: messenger RNA, 1608 nt
Organism: Gamsiella multidivaricata
Lineage: Eukaryota; Fungi; Mortierellomycota; Mortierellomycetes; Mortierellales; Mortierellaceae
Exons: 4
Coding region: 1-1608 (535 amino acids)
Source: RefSeq, a predicted model, not a curated record
AUGCAGGAUACUAUAACGUUACAAAAGGAGCCUCGUCCUGAAAGAAUUGACAUCGGCAAUGGCAUGGUGAUGCGAUGGUCCACGCCAGAAGAUACAGAUAACUUAGCAAGCUGUUUUGCUGAGACAUUUCGAUGGGAAAACAUAGGUCAACGCGUCUCGGAGGAUGGAGCCCCCGACAAGAACACAUACGUUGACAGCGCUAUCCGCCGAUUGAUGAGCGGCAAACACGUCGUCAUGUCCGAGUACGACAUUGCACUAGUAGAAGACACAACACUUCACGUCCAGCCAGGCAAGAACCCGAUAGUCGCUGCUAUCUGCAUGCAGCAGAUGGCCGGGUAUUAUGGUUCCGUCGAGGUGACCUAUGGCGCUCUAGGAGCCGUGGGCACACUUCUCGAGUACCGCAACCGUGGAUUGAUUCGAAGAUUGUUUCUGGAAAUGAUACAUCCGGUGGCGGAUGCGCGUGGAGACCUGAUGACAUUUAUCAUAGGCAUCCCGCACUUUUACAGAUUAUUCGGAUAUGAAUAUGCCGUGCCACACAAGUUUGGUCAACCUCUCAAGGACCCGAUCUCAACACUGUUCCCUCUCCUCAAGGAUGCGUCCGAACGCUUCACGCUCCGCGAGGUCGCACCCUCUGAUCUGCCCUACCUUGUCCAAAUGACAACCCCUAAACGAUUGCACUGUAACGCUCAGCUUGGCAUCUACUACGGCAAGGCCUUCUGGGAUUUCAUUGCCCAAGCCCUCGCGCCUGAGGCGAUCGAACGCCACCACGAUGCGCAUCACCACGCCGGUAUUAUCGUCGACACCAGGACCGGUAAGGACAUUGGCGUGUCCUUGACCUCGUACGCGACAAGGCGCUGGAUCUGGGAGGCUUUUAGUAUUGAUCUUGACGAGGCCACUGGUAUCACCUAUAAAGACGUCAUGCCAUCAAUUCUUCGUCAGCUCAAGGCCUUUGACCGCCCCUACUACGAGUGUUAUAACGCCAAGCUUAACGAUAAUAUCCUGCCGGCCGAAACUGAGACCGAGAAGCGCGAUAACGGAUUUUUUUCUCCACGCAUGUACUCGGAACUGGUGAUCAAUUUGACGAAGCAUCAUCCUGUGACAAAGCUGCUGGACAGCCAGGGUAGACUGGCACCCGAGAAUCCACCGCUUAGGUUGUAUACGCGGAUCCAUAGUCUCCCCAAGUGGAUCGAGAAAAUUGCCCCGGUUCUAGAGCAGAGAUUGAAGGACUCGGCAAUGUUAGGGAUCUCGGCCAGGAUCCAGCUGAAUUUCUUUAGGAAGAUGGAGGGAAUGAGUGGACGCGGACUCGAGAUUGUGUUCAGGCGGGGCAAGUUUGUGAGAGCUUCAGAUUGGGAGGAUUUCAGGUCCCUCGAGCAGAUCUUUCGUGAGCAGCGUUCGAGUGCCAGCGCCAGUAAGGAGAAGGAAGACGAGGCUAUUUUCAGAGCUGGGUUUGCGCCCUUGACAUUCACACGACUUGUCACUGGUGCCAUGGAUGUGUCCGAACUGCUGCAGCGGGAUGGUGAGAAUUUUGUCGAGAAUGGAGAGACAAAGAUGCUGCUUGAGAUCCUCUUCCCGAAGCUUGACCAUUUUGUGGAUUUGUUCUGGUGGUGA